Messenger RNA from Prunus dulcis (almond), 1288 nucleotides. Its product is annotated as ribosome-inactivating protein alpha-trichosanthin-like. The transcript has a single exon. Bases 142 to 1026 code for a protein of 294 amino acids. Gene Ontology annotation, molecular function: rRNA N-glycosylase activity. The record is from RefSeq and is a predicted model, not a curated record. Gene Ontology annotation, biological process: negative regulation of translation. Lineage: Eukaryota; Viridiplantae; Streptophyta; Magnoliopsida; Rosales; Rosaceae.
UCUCUACUGUUGUAUAAAAGCUGAUACACACAUGACACUAGUGUAUUGUUGCAUCGAUAUCACUGCUACUCAUCGAAAAUAACAAGGAUAUAUAGUUUUAGCUAGCUUCAGUAUAUUUGCAUUGUUCUUGCUGCUCUUAAAAUGGAACUAUCCUUCUCCACUAAGAACACAACCCCCCAGAAAUACCGCGACUUCAUAGAAUCUCUGCGACAACGACUCACAGCCGGACGAUCUAAAUCACAUGGUAUACCGGUGCUGCCUAGAAGAGAAGAUGUGCCAGACGCACAGCGCUUUCUUCUUGUUGAUCUCACAAACUCUGGAAACAAUACCAUCAGGCUCGCAAUCGAUGUGGUGAACGCUUACGUGGUGGGUUAUGCUGCAGGUGGCCGAUCCUACUUUCUUAAAGAAAAUGCUCGUGAGAAUCCGCCUCCAAUUCACACCUUGUUCCGCGACACCACUCGGAUGCCUCCUCUGAACUUCGACGGCAGCUACAUCGGGCUUUCGCGAGCUGCGCAAGAAGCAGUGAAACGGAAUAUAGCACGUGAUCGUGCUCGUAACCCAGCAGUGGCAGGUCUGCAUCCGAAUACACCUAUUCUUGAGCGGAUACCUCUGGGACGCAAUGAACUAGAUGACGCCAUCAACCUUUUGCGCUUGGCACCAUCCCAAUCCGACCAAGCUGUAGGGUUUAUAGUGGUAAUUCAGAUGAUCUGCGAAGCGGCAAGGUUUCGGUUCAUUGAGGGUCUACUCCGCAAUAGCAUGAAGGAUGUCUACGAUCCCACUAUACCAGGCCCUGCAACUCGAAGCCUGGAAAACCAUUGGUCUGAUAUCUCUAAAGAGAUCCAGAGGGUUCCGGCCAAUCAAACACAAUUCCAGAAGGCUGUUGUGCUCCAUAAUAUCAGAAAUGAACGCGUUGAAGUACGCAGUGUUGACUCAGACGUUGUUCGGGGUGUCGCUAUGCUGCUCUACGAUCGAAACCAAAACGCCAAUCCUGGACCUUCAGCGAAAAAGCCUCUGUUAAAGAAUUAAAAGCCUCACAUCGAAAAACCCACAAAAUAAAUAUAGUUAGUGGUUCAGGUAGGAUGUGCUUAUAGUUGUAAACAAUAUCAGUGUUAUUAGUAAUGGACCGGUCCUCAUGGAUAUUACUUCAACUGAGAGGUGUGCAAGUCGAUUUAUAUAUGUGUUUUGUACCUCUGUUGUUUGCUUGUACUCUUCCGUUUUGAGAGGUGUGCAAGUCGUUUGUCAUGUGUAAUCUAUAAAAUAAAGCAAGGUUAACUUCUGUUCUUCAAUA